Centropristis striata (black sea bass) is the source of this 685-nucleotide messenger RNA. Its product is annotated as gamma-aminobutyric acid receptor-associated protein-like 2. Gene Ontology annotation, molecular function: ubiquitin protein ligase binding. Gene Ontology annotation, cellular component: autophagosome membrane; autophagosome; cytosol. NCBI's taxonomy places the organism in Eukaryota, Metazoa, Chordata, Actinopteri, Perciformes, Serranidae. The coding region runs from base 186 to 539 and encodes 117 amino acids. The record is from RefSeq and is a predicted model, not a curated record. Gene Ontology annotation, biological process: autophagosome assembly; cellular response to nitrogen starvation; autophagy of mitochondrion. The transcript has 4 exons.
AAGAGCAGAUUGUUGUUUGUUUGUUUCACAGAUCCGCCGCUGCACUGUCCGCCCGUACGCCCGCUUUAACGGUCACAAUAUAACGGAUAACUGUAACGAAAUAUAUUGUAAACCCUCGUUAUUAAACCUCGAGUUGUAUUUUAUCAUAAUACAUCUGCAUCGAGCUGAAAAAAGAGCCCGGAAACAUGAAAUGGAUGUUCAAAGAGGAUCACUCCUUGGAACAUCGAUGCAUAGAGUCAGCCAAAAUCCGCAACAAGUACCCUGACAGGGUCCCGGUGAUUGUGGAGAAAGUGUCGGGAUCACAGAUCGUGGACAUCGAUAAGAGGAAGUACCUGGUCCCCUCUGACAUCACAGUGGCUCAGUUCAUGUGGAUCAUCAGGAAACGCAUCCAGCUGCCCUCAGAGAAGGCCAUCUUCCUGUUCGUGGACAAGACCGUGCCUCAGUCCAGCAUCACGAUGGGGCAGCUGUACGAGAAGGAGAAGGACGAGGACGGCUUUUUAUACGUGGCUUACAGCGGGGAGAACACCUUUGGUUUUUAAAAAGAGAAACAGGACGCCACGCUCGUGACCGGCCUUACCUGCGCGACCCCCCACAUCUAAUCACCGCCCUCACCCGGCCCCUGGAGAAACGGCGGGGAAACCCCGGAGAGAUUCAGAGACAUGAACGCAAACAGAACGACAGACCG